AUGGCAAACAUUUGGAGGGAAUCUAUUUUGUUCCUUUUCAUAUCCCUUAUCUUUUUUAAAAUAUCGUCUGCUCUUUUGGAACCAACUCCAUUCCCAAACACCUUACGACAAUGUUAUGAAUUAAGGUCGUACAACAUGACGCCAUCAGAUGAAACCGCCAUUAGAAUUCAAAAUGACUGUUACAAGCAGUAUCAUUACCAACAGAUUGCAGAAGGUAAAAUUUGGUCGGGACCAAACGUUACCCAGGAGGGUAAAAAUUAUAUCAACAGUUUAUUUCGACAGUUAUAUGUCGAAGUAAAUAAGAUUUCCACUUCCGACAAGUCCCAAAGACACAAACGACAAGUCGGUAUGGGGAGACGUAGACGAGAAGUAAGAAGCCCAGGAGCUUUUCAACCAUUUGCUCAGUGUAUACAGAGACUGUACAAUACGAGAGUACAGAUGCAGCCCCCACUCAAUGCCUAUCAAGCCAUAGCAUCCAUUCAUACUGGACCUGUACUGGGAACGGCCCAUGGAGGACCCGCCUUUCUGCCUUGGCAUAGGAUUUACUUAUUAAUUUUAGAGAUCGCAUGUAAUGGUAUCCCAGUACCGUAUUGGGACUCGACCGUAGACCAUGAUAUGCAGGACCCAACUAUGUCUGUAGUCUGGAGCGAACAAUUCUUUGGAAAUGGUGAUGGUGCUGUAAUGACAGGUCCCUUCCAAAAUUUUGAAACAGUUAUUCCUGGAGAUUUCCUUACUAGAGAAAUAGGAACAGGUCAGCAGAAUUCUCUUUUUACAAAAGAAGGCCUCGCAAGUGUAUUGAGUCGAACUAGGUUUCAAGAAAUAGUCGAACCAAAAGUUGGUCCUGAAUACAUUUUCAGCUUAGAGGGGCAUCACAACGGCCCACACAAUUGGGUGGGAGGUCAUCUACCGACCCCAGAGCUAGCUGCGUUUGAUCCUGUAUUUUUCAUGCACCAUGCAUUUAUAGACGCAGUUUGGGAACAAUUCAGAAGACGACAAGUUCUGUCCAACAUUAAUCCAGAGCAAGACUAUGCUACGAUUACUCCACCUGGACAUGGACCAAUGGAUUUAAUGGAUUUCCGACCCUAUAAUUUCCAGCUAAGAAAUAUAAAUGGGUUGUCUCAGACCAUAGCGAAUCUUGUAAGGUACGAACCCUUCCCAACCUGUGAAAACAACUGUAAUUCUAGUCCAUUUAUGUCAUGUGAUCCUACCAGAGGAGUAUGUGUAUCUCAAGCACGCCCUACAGCAAUGUUACCACUUGGAAUCGGAGGCGCAGCUAGCUUUGCUAGCCAGCCAGGCCAACUUGCAGCCAGUUUGAAUGCUCCCUCAGUCUCUCGAUUACGAGCACAAGCCCGUGGUCCAAUUCGUGGAGGAGGAAGAUUUCGCUCGUCUCCAUUUACAGACACACGAAAUCGUCCAAAUACUAUAGGUAACGCUCCUGUAGCCCCUGAAUUACAGGCAUUUAGUGCCCAGCUCAGAUCAGGAGGGAGACGAAAGCGAAGGGAUAUAUCCAAAGAACAGGGCACCAAUACAUCCCUUAAUGAACACGUGCAACCCCUGUCUUCAUUGGAACGUGCGUAUACAAACACCUUUAUUAUUGACGGAGUAGUGGAUGUUACAAGAUGGGUUUAUGUGCCAGUUCGCGUUAUCUAUAGCAGAUCCUCCAACUCUGAUGGCAUUGACCCCACACUUGGUGCGAAGAGUCCUCGAAAAAAUCCGAAGGAGAACUGCAUAGGAGUCAGUUCAGGGGCCUCAAAGGUUUAUGUAGCUUCCGGUGGUUUAAACUAUUUCGGAAACUAUAAGGACUUUACUAUCAUAGAUGAAAGGCAGCCUAUCUCCAUCACAACAACAGCUGUGGGUAUCAAAAACCCAGAUUAUGGCAAAGGAGAGGUUUUAUUUACGGCGUACGACUCCUGUGGGCGGCCAUGUCGGCCCCUUUGUUUGACACCUGGGCAAACUAAACAAAAGUACAAGCCUUGUUCCGGAGUCUUCAAGAUCUCAACUGCAACUCCAAAAAUGUACAAAUUUACUUACAAAGAUAUCUUUACUGUUAACGGUUUAGAACACAAUAUAGUGGAUGUCGGUUCUCUCGAAUCCUCUCCCACACUCGUUUUCGUAUGUGGAAAUGAUAAAAUAUGGCCAUGGGAAUAUUAA
Molecule: messenger RNA, 2151 nt
Organism: Saccostrea echinata
Lineage: Eukaryota; Metazoa; Mollusca; Bivalvia; Ostreida; Ostreidae
Product: tyrosinase-like protein 1
Exons: 4
Coding region: 1-2151 (716 amino acids)
Molecular function (GO): oxidoreductase activity
Source: RefSeq, a predicted model, not a curated record